Molecule: messenger RNA, 2688 nt
Organism: Apis cerana (Asiatic honeybee)
Lineage: Eukaryota; Metazoa; Arthropoda; Insecta; Hymenoptera; Apidae
Biological process (GO): positive regulation of voltage-gated potassium channel activity; sleep; regulation of synaptic transmission, cholinergic
Source: RefSeq, a predicted model, not a curated record
AGAAUCUAUAUGAUCCUUAUUUUUAUCGCCAGAGAUAAGAUAAUAAGUAAUGAAAAGAUUUGGAACGUAUGCAGAGGUGGAACCGACAUGGUUGGACUAGCAAUCUCGAUGACGAUAAUCGUUCUCUUGAAUAUAGAGUACGGGAAAGGAGAGUUGUGGUGUUACCAGUGCAACACCAACUUGAGGAACAGGCACACGAGGGAAUGCAACGAUCCUUAUCUAUCAUCCUAUUUCGAUUUAACUCUUUGCCCUCGAAACGAGUCGCACCAUUGUUUGAAAAGCAUCAUAGAUUAUGGAGACGUGCUGGUGACGGUACGAGGCUGCGUGCCGUCACGAAAAAUCGAUGGAUACUGCCAACAAACGGAACAUUUUCCAGGAUCCAGCAUUAAGUGCUCUUUUUGCGAUGAUUACGCUUGCAACAGCCAAAAUUCCAGUCGUGUUUCGAACAAUUUAAUAUCGAUAAUUUUAACUUUGAUUCCUUCAAUAAUUCCAAUCAUAUACUUAUUUUAACUCUUCCUUUUUUAUAAUAAAAUGACUGAUUUUACGCUUCAUAUUCUCACAAAGUAACUAAUUAGAAAUGGAAUAAAAUUGAAAUUAACUUUUAACACGAAUGAAUAUUCUGAUUCUCAUCGGAUAUUUAGAAAAAUAUUAAAAUUAAACGUAGAAACAUGGAAAUUUUAUUACUAAAAAUCGAACAUUCUUCAUAUUAGAAUUUAAUAUUUCGUCUAAUUUUGAUUUGACGAAGUUAAUAAAAUUUUCCAAACCUUUCUUUCUCGAAAUUUCCCUUAAAAUUAACAAAAUUCUCCCUCCUUUUUCUCUUUUUCCUCUUCUCAUUAUAUUCACUUAAUUCUCUUUAAUAAAAUUUUCAAAUCAACUUAUAUUUCCAAAUCCUCCCAUUCAGAAAUUAAUAGCAACAAUUCUCCUGCAAAGCUUCCUUUUCUUUUUCUCGAUUUUCGCAUCAUAAAUCAUCAUCAUCAUCGAACCCUAUUACGAAAUACGACGAUAAACAUGGAUUGAUCGGAAAAGGCUGUUGACUUUCAAGCGAGAAAUUAAAUUGCUUUAUGAAUGAACAGGGAGACAGUGUAACCUUUGUAUCGAUGAUGGUGACUUUACUUACGUCCCGACCAAUACCUACAAGGAUCGUGCGUGCUACGCGCGCACAUUUACGCACACGUUGGGCGCAUCUGGUCGAAGGGGGAGGGGUCAAAUGCUCGAGUCAAUUCGGUAAUGUCUAAUGCGGGGUUAAACGAUCCUCUGACCCCUGACGAAGCAGCCUUCCUUAACGAGUCGGCAAGCCUCACUUUGCAAUCCUCCUUCUUGUUCCAUAUUUGUAUCCAAUUGUAGCGACAAUCAUUCCAAUGAAAUUCGUUUAUUUAUUAUGAUGCAAAGAUUUAUUUCGUAUCGAUCGAGUCCUCGAUUUUUAAAUUUAAUUUCGAGAUUGAAAGAAAGAAGACUGAAGAUUUUUUUUUUCUUUUUCGAAUUUCGAAGAAUAUAGAGAUGAAAAUGAAAAAGUGAAAUAGUUAUUGAAAAAAUAUAUAUAUAUUUUUUUCAAGAGAAUUUCGAUUUUUCUUCGAAUUAAUUAGUUAACACAAAAUGAUAUUGCACGUAGUCAUCGAAAAUAUAUUUUUAUUUACGUUUCCUUUUUCAAACUUGGCCACUACACGGUUAAUAAAGUAUUGCAUACACUUCUAUCCUAUUCUACAGCUCUGAAAAUAAAGGAGAAUCGUGAGUUAUUAGGUUAUCAUAAAAUAGGAAGUGAGAAACAACUUCGUUCGAAAUCAAAACUAUUCAAAGACUAUGAAUCUCCUCUUCUCUUUCAAGAUCAAAGUAAAUCCUCGAAUUCCAAACAAUCAUAUUUUUCCAGCACGAAACUCCGCAAGAUCCCAAAGAGAGGGGGGAGUCCCAUAAUUGUUCUAACGAGUCCAAUGAGGGUCUCUGAAGAGCAAUGCCGCUUUCUCCCUCUCUCUCGACUCAUAAUUACCGUUUCGCCUGUUCUCCCUUUCUCUCCUUUCGUUUCUCGCUGCUUCGCUCUCCACUUGGCGAAUUUAAUAAAAAAUGUUCACGGUUGAAAUUAUACCGAUAAUAAAAUAAUAAAUAAAGUAGUCGGUUCGAAUAAUUUUUUUUUUUUCAAAUAAAUUAAUUAUUAAUUGAUCAUAGGAAAAACAUAGCGUAGUAAUAAACUUUUUUCUUUAAUAAGCUUUUAUUCGUGCAAAGUAAAAUUUGUAAAGUUUAAAAAUCGAGAUUUUCCUUAUUCUUCAAUUUUAUCAUCAUGGAUAUUAUACAUUAUGAAUAUUUUGCAUUCUGUAAAUUUCUUUUUUCACAAUGAAUUUUGCAUAAAAUAAUCUAGUUAUCUCUACUUGUACACAUUUUUCUUGAUGUUUUUUUAUUUUUUUUCUUUUUUGAUUAUGUUCUUGAUAAAGCUCCAACUCACCUUUAAAAUCUUCCAAAUUUUGAAAAGUUGAGAAACUCUUCUUUCGGCUAAUUAAUCUGUCAAGUGAAUUACCAAUGAAAUGAUCGAUUGAAAUUAAUAAUUUUCAUCUAAUAAACAUCUGAAAAAUAAAAAAAAAAACUUUGAAACUAUAUAAAUUAUCCCUAAAUAUUUCUGCAACGUCGGCAAUUAAUCUUUGCUUGCCGCGCGUUUAAAACGGCGCUUCAACUAAAAUUAAUUAUAAAUUACGUAAAAAUAAA